Messenger RNA from Coccomyxa subellipsoidea C-169, 2799 nucleotides. Its product is annotated as WLM-domain-containing protein. Lineage: Eukaryota; Viridiplantae; Chlorophyta; Trebouxiophyceae; Coccomyxaceae. The record is from RefSeq and is a predicted model, not a curated record. Bases 163 to 2799 code for a protein of 878 amino acids. The transcript has 14 exons.
CAAAUUCUGAAAUUUACUUAUUUACUUGCUUGUUCAUACUAGCUUGAAUCUUAAAUCUGAAUGAAUAAUCUGCUGCGCUACCGGUCACAGAAGGACAUCAGCCAUGCAAAACUUGUCGUGCCUACUUGUGAGAUGGCACUAUCGUAGUACAUUUGCUUGCUAAUGAUGCCUGUCCAUCCAUCAUUAGAUCCGUACAGGGUGUGCGACAUACGAUGCGACAUUUCUCAGAAAGACAGCUCCAAGGCCAAGGAACUGCUAGAGAGAGUGGCAAAACAGGUACAGCCUGUGAUGCGCAAGCACUCUUGGAGCGUGCCACUCCUCUCAGAACUUUAUUCUUGUAAUAGCAGGGUCUGGGGACUCAACAUUGGGGGUGGCGGUGGGACAACCAAGGAAAUCAAGCUGCGGCUGCGAGAAAGUGGCAGCAGCGCGUCUUUCCUGUCCUACGAUUUCAUCCUCGGCACGAUGCUGCAUGAGCUCGUCCACAACGUGCAUGGUCCUCACAAUGCCACUUUCUAUGCACUGCUGGAUAAGAUCAAUGAUGAGCUGGAUGAAUUUAUCGCAAAGGGGAUUACUGGGACAGGGGAAGGGUUUGAUGCGCCAUCGAUGGGUCGGUUGGGCGCAGGAGGGUUUGGUGGCCACAAUCCCAGCCCUGCUCUAUUGCGCAAUAAGAUGCUGCAGGCCGCUGAGGCACGCGCGCGGACUGGGAACCUGAUGCAGAAAGGGCCCCACCGCUUGGGAGGGAUCAGCCAGAAUUUGACACCACAACAGGAGGCCUUAGGCAGCGCCAGCGCUCAGUCCAGCGCUGCCGCAAUCGCUGCUACAGGGCCGCAUCAUGUUCUGUACAAGGAAAAUGCCGUCACAGGGGAGACCGCGCCGCCUAGCAGCACAGACCUGCUGCUGGCAGAUGACACCAGGGUGUGGGAGCCGCUCAGGCCUAUCUGGCAGCGCCUCCGCUUAGCUACCAUCUGCCAGCUCUGGGCCGCCUACCAGCGCGGCCAUCAUCAGCCGGACGCCCACACAUCGCCCGGGCAGCUCGCAGUCCGCAUCUUGUCGUCCUGCAUUAAGGCUCUCCUAGCCGACUGGCGAAUUGCCACCGCCUACAUCCAGCUGCGCAAGCUUACAGAAGACCACCCUGCCCAGGGCUUUAGGCUAUCAAUAGUUUUCCACGACUGGCUCAGGGGACGCGACCCCACACUCAGCCGGGAACAGUUCAUAGCGCGCUGGCGCCACCGCGGAGUCCUCUGCACAAUGGACGCCCUGCCGGACGCUCAGCCAGUCGUCCGCUGGAGCGCACAGUACCCAAUUGCCGCGACGGAGCUCCUUGCGCCUUCACCAUUUGCCAGCGCGGAAUGGGGCCUGAAGCAUGCGGCCCCCAGUACCGAGUACCACCGGUCGAAGGACCCGCCGAGCUCAGCUCUGCACGGUCCCUGGGGUGCACCCUCGACCCGCGAGACACUGGCCUCACCCCCCAGUGUUGCUGGAGGCAGGGGUCACAGCAAAGCAGUGACAGCAAAGCAGAUGAGUAUUCCUCGGCCGGGCGGCUCAGUCGUGGGCCCCGCUACCAGUGGAGAUCAAGACCGGAGCGCCGAAGCGCCGUCGCUAGCCAAGGCAGGCCACCUGUUUAAGGCCAAGGCAGGCCACCUGUUUAAGGUCAAGGCAGGCCGGAGGACUCCGCGGUGGCACCAGCGCGCUGUGAACUCUUCCCGGCUCAGUGUGGGGUUGCGUCCCCGGAGCCAGUCGCUGAGCACGCCCGCUGACAGCCGGAUGUUGGCGGUGGCAAGUUGCCAGUCGGCCAGGAGAGCCUUCCUGCAGGAAGAUGCGGGCUGCGAGCUGCCCGGGCGAUGUGUGGGCGUCCGGCUGAUGACGGCCGAACUGGUAGGCGGCCCAGAGCUGGCAGAUGGCGCCGACGAAGAGCUUGCCGUGAAGCAGUCGUCAGGCCGUGAUGCGCUGCCGCCGGUCGAGAUGGGAAGUGUGAAUGACCCUCCACACAUGCGCCCAAGGUGCGGCCUGCCCGGCAGCGGGCGCGGCGGCGUCCACUGUCGCGGGGUGGCUGAUCCUGACGAGGCCCUCCCAGGCAAGAGGCUGCCCGUCGGCGGCUGUGAGCUGCCUGUUGAAGAAGAGCGGCUUGCUGAGGACCGCGUCGUGGCUGAGCUCGUCUGGCUGCGCGUGACAGCGUGGAGGCUGCUGCAUGGCCAGCUCUUCGUCGGCGGCUUCGCGCGUCACGUCCACCGCGCCGAUCCCGCCGGUCACGUUUGCCCGCAUCCGAGCUGUGCAGGUCAGCUGGCCACACUCACCCAUGUCUUCAUCAUCUGCCCUCUCGCCGCCGGGGUGUGGGACUGGUUCGCAGCGACAUGGGCCGCGGUGACCGGAGACGACGCGCCACCGCGCAGCGCCGACCUUCUUCUCGCCGAUGACACCAGGAUCUGGGGACCGCCGCGGCAGCUCAGGCAGCUCUGGGAUCGCCUGCGGCUCGCUACAAUCUGUCAGCUGUGGGCAGCAUAUCAGCGCGGCCGCCACCAGCCAGAUGCGGCGGCGAUCACCCCCGGAGCGGUUGCGGCUCGCAUCCUGUCUUCCUGCAAGAAGGCCCUGCUUGCCGAUUGGCGGCUCGCGACCGUCAACGUCCGGCAGACAGCAGGUGUGCUCAGCGACUGGCUUCGCGGACGCGACCCGAUGAUCACCAGGGAGCAGUUUGCGGCGCGAUGGUGCCACCGCGCGGUCCUCUGCGCGCUGGAGGAGCUGCCGGGCGCGCAACCAGUCAUCCACUGGAGUGCCCAGCAUCCCGUGCCGCUUCCAGCGUGA